ACUCGCCAUAUUUCCACCCACACACCCACGCCCCUUUUCUUCCCCCCCAACCCUAAAGGACGAGGGUAUAAGAAGACCUCGUUGAAGGCUUCGGCUGUUGUCGCUGACGAGGGCUGGGGUCCAGGCGGUGCUCACUCGGGGAAUUACUAUCAUCAGUUGUACCAUUCGUGUUUGUGAGUUCAUCGAGCUGCUAAACACCUUAUUUUCGCCCCGUAAGUGAACUACCACCACCACCAACCAUGCCUGGCCACGUCAAGAAGAGCACAGGUCCCGACCCUGAUCCCAGCGAGUACCUGUUCGUCUCCUUGGAGAUGAAACGUCAGGAUCAGACCAAGCCUUACGACGCCAAGAAGGCUUGCUGGGUCCCCCACGAGAAGGAGGGCUUCCUCGAGGGUGAAAUCCAGGGCACGAAGGGCGACCUCAUCAAUGUCCUGGCUGGCGGAGAGACGAAGGCCUACAAGAAGGAACAGGUGGCCCAGGUGAACCCACCCAAGUUCGAGAAGUGCGAGGACAUGUCCAACUUGACCUACCUGAACGAUGCUUCCGUCCUGUACAACUUGAAGUCUCGCUACGUCAACAAGCUCAUCUACACCUACUCCGGCCUCUUCUGUAUCGCCGUCAACCCUUACAAGCGUUACCCCAUCUACACCAACCGCGUCGUCAAGAUCUACCAGGGCAAGAGGCGCAAUGAAGUUCCUCCCCACAUCUUCGCCAUCUCUGACGGCGCCUACAUGGACAUGUUGCAGGGUGGUCAGAACCAGUCCAUGUUGAUUACUGGUGAGUCUGGCGCCGGUAAGACCGAGAACACCAAGAAGGUACUGUCAUACUUCGCCAACGUCGGUGCCAGCAGCAAGGCCAAGGAAGAUACUUCCAAACCGAACUUGGAGGAUCAGAUUAUCCAGACCAACCCUGUCUUGGAGGCCUUCGGUAACGCCAAGACUGUCAGGAAUGACAACUCCUCCCGAUUCGGUAAGUUCAUCCGUAUCCACUUCGCUCCCAACGGCAAGCUGUCUGGAGGUGACAUUGAGGUCUACCUGCUGGAGAAGGCCCGUGUCAUCUCCCAGCAGUCCCUGGAGAGGUCCUACCACAUCUUCUACGAGAUGAUGUCAGGGCAGAUCGCCUCCAUCAAGCCAACGUGCUUCUUGAGCAACGAUAUCUACGACUACCACUAUGUAUCUCAGGGCAAGGUCACUGUCCCCUCCAUCGACGACGCCGAGGACAUGCAGUUCUGUGACGAUGCUUUUGACGUGCUGAAUUUCAGCAAACAAGAGAAGGAGGACGUAUACAAAAUCACAGCUACUGUCAUGCACUUCAGUAACUGCAAGUUCAAGCAGAGGGGUCGAGAGGAACAGGCCGAACCCGACGGUACUGCUGCUGGUGAGAUUAUCGGUAAGCUUCUGGGUGUUGACGGAGAGGAACUGUACAAGAACUUGUGCAAGCCCAAGAUCAAGGUCGGUGCUGAGUUCGUCGCUAAGGGUAUGAACGUCGAGCAGUGCUCUUACUCCGUGGGCGCCUUGUCAAAGGGUCUCUAUGAUCGUAUCUUCAAGUGGUUGGUCAAGAAGUGCAACGUCACCCUUGAGACUGGCCAGAAGCGUGCCAUGUUCAUCGGUGUACUCGAUAUUGCCGGUUUUGAGAUCUUCGACUACAACGGCUUCGAGCAGAUUUGCAUCAACUUCUGUAAUGAGAAACUGCAGCAGUUCUUCAACCAUCACAUGUUCGUACUGGAACAGGAGGAAUACAAGAAGGAAGGUAUCGACUGGACCUUUGUAGACUUCGGUAUGGAUCUCCAGGCCUGCAUUGAGCUCUUUGAAAAGAAACUGGGUCUCCUCGCCAUCCUUGAGGAAGAGUCUAUGUUCCCCAAGGCUACCGACAAGACCUUCCAGGAGAAGUUGAACGUCAACCACCUGGGCAAAUCCGCCGUCUUCAUCAAGCCCAAGCCACCAAAGCCCGGUCAGGUUGAGGGUCACUUCGCCAUCGUCCACUACGCUGGUACCGUCACUUACAACCUGUCUGGCUGGCUCGAGAAGAACAAGGAUCCCCUGAACGACACGGUGAUCGAUCAGUUCAAGAAGGGUGGCAACGCCCUGCUUGUCGAGAUCUUCUCUGACCAUCCCGGCCAGUCCGGUGAUGCUGGCGGUGGCAAGGAUGCUCGUGGUAAGAAGGGUGGCGGCUUCAAGACUGUAUCAUCCGCUUACAGGGAACAGCUCAACAAGCUGAUGGCCACCUUGAAUGCAACCCAGCCUCACUUCAUCCGUUGCAUUGUGCCAAACGAAACUAAAUCUCCUGGUGUCAUCGACGCCCCACUGAUCAUGCAUCAGCUGACUUGUAACGGUGUGCUUGAAGGUAUUCGUAUCUGCCGUAAGGGAUUCCCUAACAGGCUGCCAUAUCCUGAUUUCAAGCACCGCUACAAGAUCCUGGCCCCCAAGGAGAUGGAGGAGAUCGAAGACCCAAAGAAAGCCACCACAGUUUGUCUCGAAAAGGCUGGUCUGGAAGCUGAGCAGUUCCGCGUCGGUAACACAAAGGUCUUCUUCCGAGCUGGUGUCCUCGGUGCUCUUGAAGAAAUUCGUGACGACCGUCUGGCCAAAAUCUUGUCUUGGAUGCAGUCAUGGAUUCGAGGAUACGCAAGUCGCAAGGCUUACACUAGGCUCCAAGAGCAACGUGUGGCCCUGAUUGUCGUACAGCGCAACUUGAGGAAGUUCUUGCAAAUGCGCACCUGGCCAUGGUACCGCCUCUGGCAGAAGGUUAAGCCUCUUCUCAACGUCACCCGUGUUGAGGAUGAGAUGCGUGCCUUAGAGGAGAGGGCUCAGAAGGCUGAAGGCGAACUUGAGAAGGAGACCAAACUCCGCAAGGACCUGGAAACUGCCUUAGCCAACAUUACUGAGGAGAAGAAUAACCUCCAGUCCAUGCUUGAUUCCACCAAGGGUAACAUGAGCGAUUUCCUGGACAAGCAAGCCAAGCUCCAAAGUCAGAAGGCUGAUCUUGAAGCUCAGCUUAAUGAAAUAACUGAGAGAUUGGCACAAGAGGAGGAAUCCCGCAAUCAACUUUUCCAGGGUAAGAGGAAGACUGAUCAGGAAAUCAACAGCCUCAAGAAGGACAUUGAAGAUCUCGAACUUACUGUCCAAAAGGUCGAGCAGGAGAAAGCCACCAAGGAUCACCAGAUCAGAACUCUCAACGAAGAGAUCGCUCACCAGGAUGAACUUAUCAACAAGAUCAACAAGGAGAAGAAGCACUUGCAGGAAUGCAAUCAGAAGAGCAGCGAAGACAUCCAGAGCAUCGAGGACAAAUGCAAUCACCUCAACAAGGUCAAGGCUAAACUUGAACAGACACUCGACGAGCUCGAGGAUUCUUUGGAGCGUGAGAAGAAAAUGCGCGGCGAGAUCGAAAAGGGCAAGAGGAAGAUUGAAGGUGACCUCAAACUGACCCAGGAGGCCGUAGCUGAUCUCGAGAGGAACCAGAAAGAACUGGAGUCAACCAUCCAGCGAAAGGAAAAGGAGAUUGGCGCCAUGGCAUCCAAGCUCGAGGACGAACAAGGACUCGUUUCCAAGCUCCAGAGGCAAAUCAAGGAACAGCAGGCUCGCAUCGAGGAAGCCGAGGAAGAGAUUGAACACGAAAGGCAGGCACGUUCUAAGGCUGACAAGUCAAAGACUCAGUUGGGUCGCGAGCUGGAAGAACUCGGCGAGCGUCUGGACGAAGCUGGUGGCGCUACUGCCGCUCAGAUUGAGCUGAACAAGAAGCGCGAAGCUGAACUUGUCAAGCUGCGCCGUGACCUCGAAGAAAUCACCAUCCAGCAUGAGGCAGCACUUGCCAGUCUCAGGAAGAAGCACAAUGACGCUGUCUCUGAGAUGUCAGAACAGAUUGACCAUCUCAACAAAAUGAAGGCCAGGAUUGAGAAGGACAAGGAGUCUGCCAAGAGGGAAGCUGAUGAUGCUAAGGCUGCUAUGGAUAGCCUGGGCAGGGACAAGGCAGCAGCUGAAAAGACAAUCAAGCAGCAGCAGCACCAGAUGACCGAAGUUCAGUCUAAGCUGGAUGAAGCCAACCGCACCAUCAAUGACUUCGAUGCCACCAAGAAGAAACUGGCUGUUGAAAAUUCAGAUCUUCUCCGCCAACUGGAAGAAGCUGAGAACCAGAUUGCCCAGCUCUCCAAAAUCAAGUUGUCACUCUCCAACCAGCUUGAUGAUACCAGGAAAUUAGCUGAUGAUGAAUGCAGGGAACGUGCUACUCUCCUUGGAAAGUUCCGCAACCUGGAACACGACAUUGAUGGUCUUCGUGAACAACUGGAAGAAGAAACUGAAGGCAAGGCUGACCUUCAGCGCCAGCUUUCCAAGUCUAACGCUGAGGCUCAGAUGUGGAGGGCCAAGUAUGAAUCAGAGGGUAUUGCAAGGGUUGAAGAGCUCGAGGCUGCCAGACUGAAACUUUCCGCUCGUCUCGAGGAAGCUGAAUCACAGAUCGAAGCUCUUAAUGUGAAGAACAUGAACCUGGAGAAGACCAAGCAGCGCAUCAGCACAGAGCUCGAGGACAUGCAGAUCCAAGUUGAACGUGCACAAGCACUGGCCAACGCCGCCGAAAAGAAGCAGAAGAACUUCGACAGAAUCAUCGGCGAAUGGAAGAUGAAGGUUGACGACUUGGCUGCGGAACUCGAUGCCUCCCAGAAGGAGUGCCGCAACUACUCCACUGAGCUCUUCAGAGUGAAGGCUGCCUACGAGGAGAACUUGGAUCAGCUCGACACUGUUCGCCGCGAGAACAAGAACCUCGCCGAUGAGAUCAAGGAUCUCAUGGACCAGAUCGGCGAGGGUGGACGCUCACUGCACGAGCUCCAGAAGAACUCCAAGCGUCUCGAAAUUGAGAAGGAGGAGCUCCAGGCCGCUCUUGAGGAGGCUGAAGCUGCCCUUGAGCAAGAAGAGAACAAGGUCCUGAGAAGCCAGCUUGAGCUGAGCCAGGUCAGGCAGGAGAUUGACAGACGUAUUCAGGAGAAAGAGGAAGAAUUCGAGAAUACACGCAAGUGCCAUCAGCGCGCCCUCGACUCACUCCAAGCCUCGCUGGAAGUGGAGGCCAAGGGCAAAGCCGAGGCUCUCCGGCUGAAGAAGAAACUGGAAUCCGACAUCAACGAACUCGAGAUCGCACUUGACCACUCCAAUAAGGCCAACUCCGACCUCCAGAAGCACAUCAAGAAGCUGCAGGGCGAAGUGAGGGACCAGCAGGCCCGCAUCGAGGAUGAGCAGCGCAUCUCCUCCGAGUGCCGCGAGCAGUGCGCUAUCGCCGAGCGUCGCGCCAACGCCCUCAACGGCGAGCUGGAAGAGGCUCGCACGCUUCUCGAACAGUCCGACCGCGGCCGCCGCCAGGCUGAGACCGAGCUGGCCGAUGCUAACGACCAGAUCAACAACCUCACCGCCCAGAAUGGCUCACUCACCAUGUCCAAGAGGAAGCUGGAGGGAGAGAUGCAAACCUUGCAUGCUGAUCUUGAGGAGAUGCUGAACGAGGCCAAGAACUCCGAGGAGAAGGCCAAGAAGGCCAUGGUCGACGCCGCCCGCCUCGCCGACGAGCUCCGCGCCGAGCAGGAACACGCCCAGAACCAGGAGAAGAUGCGCAAGGGCUUGGAAGUCACCGUCAAGGAACUCCAGGUCCGCCUGGAGGAAGUCGAGGGCAACGCCCUGAAGGCCACCAAGAAGGCUCUGAGCAAACUGGAAGGCCGAGUCAAGGAGCUGGAAUCCCAGCUGGAUGACGAAUCCCGUCGCCACUCCGACGCCCAGAAGAACCUGAGGAAGUGCGAGAGGCGCAUCAAGGAGCUGACCUUCCAGUCCGACGAGGACAAGAAGAACCACGAGAGGAUGCAGGACCUCGUCGACACCCUCCAGCAGAAGAUCAAGACCUACAAGCGCCAGAUCGAGGAGGCCGAGGAAAUCGCCGCUCUGAACUUGGCCAAAUUCCGCAAGGCGCAGCAGGAGUUGGAAGAGGCCGAGGGAAGGGCUUAAGAUGGGGGCGACUUUCGAAGAGAUUCUCACGUAGGGGAUGAAGAAAAAGAAAAAAAAAAGAGCCUUCCUUGAUGUUUCGAAUGCCUCAUUUGCUGUUCAACUCACACACACACUCUUCCAUCAGUAUAUCGGUUAGGAAAGAAACAGAAAGAAAUACACCUCUAGUAGAAGACAGCAAACCCCUACUAGUCAUCAUAACAACUUGUUGACAGAAACUUAGAAUUUGUAACUUGGAUUACUAUACUUCAAGGAACGCAACAGAGAUCUUCAUAUACGUUGUUAUUAAGCAGCUUCGUAUGCGAAAUGAAUCCGUAGGAUGCUGCGCUGCUUACAAAUAUUUGUUAUUUAUACGCAAAACAGGAAGGAUAAUAAAAUAGAAAUUAACAUAUAUCUUUGCAUAAUAAAGCAAAAAAAAAACAA
Macrobrachium nipponense is the source of this 6389-nucleotide messenger RNA. RefSeq names its product myosin heavy chain, muscle-like. Gene Ontology annotation, biological process: sarcomere organization; muscle contraction. Gene Ontology annotation, cellular component: cytoplasm; myosin II complex; myosin filament. The record is from RefSeq and is a predicted model, not a curated record. The coding region runs from base 240 to 5969 and encodes 1909 amino acids. The transcript is spliced from 22 exons. Gene Ontology annotation, molecular function: actin filament binding; microfilament motor activity; ATP binding. Lineage: Eukaryota; Metazoa; Arthropoda; Malacostraca; Decapoda; Palaemonidae.